CUGGGCACUCAGCCAUGUGGGGUGUGAGCUUAAGGGGUCACCCAAAGCUGGACAGAUGGGGCAGCCUGCCCCCUCCCUCCAAACUAGACUCAGCCACUCCUAUCCAACCUAGGCCCAAACAGACCCUUCCUCCAUUGGACAGGGGCUCAGACCCACAUCCACCCUCUGCCUUUCAGAGGGCAGGCGUCCCCAUUCCCAAACCCGACCUCGUGUCCCACAUGGAGCCAUGGGAAGAGCUGCAAGUCCCAGACCCCCAGUGCUCCAAGGAACAGGAGAUGCCAAGAGGCGCCCAAGAAGGUGCCGAGAUCCCGCGUAGAAGCAAGGAAGAGACUUUGCAGCAUGAAAGGGAAGCAGCCAGAUGCAAAGGGAAUGUGUCCUGUAGACCCAAGGGGGGCGAUGGCUGGGUGGAAGGGCAGCAGGAUCCCGGACCUCCGGGUUCCAUUUGCGUGAAGAGUGGCAUGAGCGACGGGUCAGUGGGUGGCACCCCAAGCCCCAUCGCCUGCCCCAUGUGCGGGAAGGGCUUCAGCCGCAGGUCGAACCUCACGAAGCACCAGCGGGUCCACACAGGGGAGCGUCCCUUCUGCUGCACCCAGUGUGGGAAAUGCUUCACUCAGAGCUCCAACCUCUGCCGGCACCAGAGCCUCCAUGCAGCGGGUGAGGGGCCCUGGUCCUGCCCCGAGUGUGGGGAGAGCUUCACAGGGAGCGCGGGGCUGGCCAGGCACCGAAGAACACAUGCUGUAGGGGAGAGAUCCCACUACUGCCACCAAUGUGGGAAAGGCUUUGCUAGCCACUCACUUUUGACCAUUCACCGGCGCAGCCACUCGGGGGAGCGGCCGUUCUCAUGUGCUCAGUGCGGGCGCAGCUUUGACCGCAGCUCCCUACUGGUGGAGCACCAGCGCACCCACACCGGGGAGCGCCCCUACCGCUGCCACCAGUGCAGCCAGGGCUUCACCCGCGCCACCCACCUCAGCCGGCACCAGCUAAUCCACCGUGGCGAGCGACCUCACGGCUGCCCCGAGUGUGGCCGGCGCUUCCGGCUCCGGGCUGCGUUAGUCAAGCACGUGCGGAGCCACACAGGGGAGCGACCUUACAAGUGUGCUGAGUGUGGGGCGUGCUUCGCCAGUGUCUCCUCCCUGGCCCGGCACCGCCGGAGCCACGCCGGUGAGAAGCCCCACCACUGCCCCGAUUGUGGCAAGAGAUUUGGGCAGAGCACUGCCUUCGCUGAGCACUGCCGCACCCACACUGGGGAGCGCCCCUACCGCUGCCUGGAGUGUGGCCGCGCCUUCGCUGGCAGCUCCAACUUCAUCCGGCACCAGAGAAUCCACACCGGGGAGCGGCCCUACCAGUGCCAGGACUGCGGCCGUACCUUCCGGGUCAGCUCCAACCUAGCCAGGCACCAGAGGACUCACCACCUUACUGAGUGUGGAGAUACUCCCUUGCUGGGACGGGCAGGACAGAUGACCUCGGAGAAGAUGGCAUCCCCUGGGGCAUUAUGGGAAUCUCCUGGUUCCCAGCUGGACCAGCCACAGCUCCAUCCUGAGUGCCUAUCCCAGGAGGAGGAGGGAAAGGGUGAACUAGCAAGACCCCACUCUGAGCUGCUCUGUAUCACCAAAGAGAAACCCCAGCCUCUCGAGGAAACAGGACACCAACGUGAGCUUCCUUGUGACAUAAAAGAGGAGCCCCUUGAAACGGCUGUUGACAGGACGCUGAGCAAGGAAGAUGCCAACACUGUAGGGACGUUCCAUUCUGCCCACAGCUCCCUGUGCCCAUUCCCCCUCUGGGAGAACCUGGCAGACUCCACUGGCUGUGGGGACGAGGUACUCAGGGAUCCCACUGCUAACCCCCGGCAGGACAAGAAGCCCUUCCGGUGCAAUAAAGAAGAGGUGUUUGGGGAUCUCACUCCUGCCCCUCCGCUGGAUGAGGUGCUUGGAGAUCUCACCUCUGCCCCCCAGCCAGCCGAGAAGCCAUUCCGAUGCAGCGAGUGCGACAAGACCUUUGGGCAGAGCUCCCACCUGCUGCAGCACCAGAUUACACACACCGGGGACCGUCCCUACCAGUGCCCUGACUGCGGCAAGCGCUUCAGCUGGAGCUCAGCCCUGUGCCAGCACCAGCGCAUUCACCGCGGGGAACGCCCCUACCAGUGCGCUGACUGCGGCAAGCGCUUCGCCCAGAGCUCCAACCUGACCACGCACCGGCGCACCCACACAGGCGAGAAGCCCUACCGCUGCCCACAGUGCGGCCGCAGUUUCAGCCAGAAUGCCAACCUGCUGACCCACCAGCGGGUGCACGCAGGGGUCAAGCGCCACGAGUGCCCCCAGUGCGGACGGGUCUUCGUGGAGCGCUCGUCCCUGCUCAAGCACCAAGGUGUGCACUUGGCAGAGAAACCAUACCAGUGCCCCGAGUGCGGGCGCAGCUUCACACAGGGCUCCACACUGGCCCAGCACCUCCGCAUCCACACCGGUGAGAAACCAUACCAGUGCGGUGAGUGCGGGAAGUGCUUUGGGCAGAGCUCGGCCCUGGCCCAGCACCGCCGGGCCCACACAGGUGAGAGAUCCUACCAUUGCCACCAAUGCGGCAAGGCCUUCAGUCAGAGCUCCAACCUCAUCACUCACCAGGCCUCACACACUGGUGAGCGGCCUUACAAGUGCCCGGACUGCGGGCGCGCCUUUGGGCGCAGCGCCCAUCUGGUUACCCACCAGCGCACUCACACUGGGGAGCGACCCUACCGCUGCCACCAAUGCGGCAAGGGCUUCAGCCAGAGCUCUACCUACAUCCAGCACCAGACCACCCACACCGGUGAGCGCCCGUACAAGUGCCCGCAGUGUGGCAAGGCCUUUAGCCAGAACUCCAACCUGCUCACCCACCAGCGCAUCCACACCGGUGAAAAACCUUACCGCUGCCACCAAUGCGGCAAGAGCUUCCGGCAGAGCUCAGGCUAUCUGCAGCACCAAAGGACCCACACAGCCUCGCAGCCCUCCACCACACCCACAUAAUGGUGCUCGCCGUGGGGACUAUGAGUCUAACAUCACACGCCUCCAAUGUUUGUGCUAACUCAGACACAUGAUGGGAAUUACAAACCACAAUACAUUGCCCAGCCAACAGAGGGCAGCAGAGGAUUACACACAAUUGGACACGCACCUGCCUCUCCUGCUUGGGCUAAAGCAGCGACACGGUGGACUCAUCGAUGGAUCUGGAUGGUUUUCCAUUUCAUGGGAAAUCCUGUGAUUUUUUGGGGGGGG
Trachemys scripta elegans is the source of this 3239-nucleotide messenger RNA. RefSeq names its product zinc finger protein 665-like. The record is from RefSeq and is a predicted model, not a curated record. NCBI's taxonomy places the organism in Eukaryota, Metazoa, Chordata, Testudines, Emydidae. Gene Ontology annotation, molecular function: DNA-binding transcription factor activity; RNA polymerase II cis-regulatory region sequence-specific DNA binding. Gene Ontology annotation, biological process: regulation of transcription by RNA polymerase II. Bases 15 to 2993 code for a protein of 992 amino acids. The transcript is spliced from 5 exons.